Molecule: messenger RNA, 1582 nt
Organism: Mugil cephalus (flathead mullet)
Lineage: Eukaryota; Metazoa; Chordata; Actinopteri; Mugiliformes; Mugilidae
Product: homeodomain-interacting protein kinase 1-like
Exons: 12
Coding region: 47-1582 (511 amino acids)
Biological process (GO): intrinsic apoptotic signaling pathway in response to DNA damage by p53 class mediator; peptidyl-threonine phosphorylation; positive regulation of transcription by RNA polymerase II
Cellular component (GO): cytoplasm; nucleus; PML body
Molecular function (GO): protein serine/threonine kinase activity; transcription coactivator activity; ATP binding
Source: RefSeq, a predicted model, not a curated record
AUCAUAAAAUGAUGUUUCUCCUCCAGCUGUGUGUGACAAAAGAAAAAUGGACAGCAGCAGUUCAUCCAAUUCCCCCAUCGAGAGCUCCUCAAACUGCCACUUCACCAUCCCAAAGGGCCACCGGUUUGUCCGAGUCCUGGGACAAGGCGGCUACGGGACAGUGCUGGCAUGUGUGAACGAGGAACGUGAGGAGCCCGUAGCAGUAAAGGUUUUUCCAGAGAGUCUUUCCAGACAUGCACAAUGGGAGGCUCGUAUCAUGAAAACCCUCAUGCAGUACGAUCUGGACUCCUCCAACAUCGUCAGAUAUCAGGGGAAAUAUUCUGACUUGGAAACAACCAGCCUGAUGUAUGAGAUGUUGGACAUCAGCUUGGAGGACUACAUGAAUACGCUGAGACAACCAGCACGACUGGAGGACGUCAGGACCAUUAUUCAACAGAUGGCCGUAGCUUUCGAGGCAUUGAAGAGUGUCGGUGUGAUCCACGGGGACCUGAAGUUAGACAACAUCAUGAUGGUGGAUCACAUGAGACAACCCUUCAGAGUUAAACUGAUAGACUUUGGUUUAGCCAUGUUCAGGUGGAACGCGAUGCCAGGAAAGACUCUCCAGAUACUAGAUUACAGAGCACCAGAAAUCUUACUGGGGCUGCCAUUUUCAGAGGCCAUCGACAUCUGGUCACUGGGCUGUGUAAUGGCUAAUCUGGUGCUUUGUGAUGUGCUCUUUCCAGCGAGCAAUGAAUAUGAUGUACUCAGAAUCAUCACUGAUCUCCUGGGUCCACCACCGGAUCAUCUACUUAAAAUUGGGAGGAACACGCGUAUAUUUUAUAAGAGAAUAGACGGCCAGUGGCAGCUGAAGACCCCUGGGGAGUACUACCAGGUGUGGGGCCUGGAUAACAAUUUAGCAGACAGCUGGACGAGCACGGUCUCCUCCUUGGACCAAACAAAAACAAUGCGUCUGGAGAGAGACAACCCAAGAGAGGAAGAUGAGAGGAGGGAGUGUGUUGAGCUGCUGAAGGCGAUGCUCCAGUGGGAUGAAAAGGACAGGAUCACCCCUAGUGGGAUCCUCAAACAUCCUUUCAUUACCAAAAGCUACUUAAACAACACCUCCACCCUCAGUGGGCCCAGCAGUAGCAAUCAACCUGAAGCCACCACCAGCCAGAGUCAGAUGGACGUAGGGACUCAAACUGAAGACAAUAUAAGUGAGGCUCUGCCACCAGGAGUCAUCUUGGUUCAGCCUGCAGACCCCGAGAACAGGAUCCACUUGGGAGAUGAGGCUGAUGAGGACUCUGACCUGAGCAGCCACGAGGCUCUGCCACCAGGAGUCAUCUUGGUUCAGGCUGCAGACCCCGAGAACAGGAUCCACUUGGAAGAUGAGGCUGAUGAGGUCCCUGACCUGAGUCCACUUCCUACACCAGCUCCUGCUUGGACCGAUGACUCCACCAGCAACCCUGCAGACACAGACCUCCAGACCGUCACCUUAGAUGACAGCAAAGUCCCAAAGAAGAAGAAGAAAAAGAAGAACUGCUUCAGACGCUUCUUCUCUUGGGUGAAGAGGACCUUCAGCAGCAGGGUUGGCCCCAUGGAGUGA